Molecule: messenger RNA, 207 nt
Organism: Aphanomyces invadans
Lineage: Eukaryota; Oomycota; Saprolegniomycetes; Saprolegniales; Verrucalvaceae
Exons: 1
Coding region: 1-207 (68 amino acids)
Source: RefSeq, a predicted model, not a curated record
AUGGAAACCGUCGCAGAAACACAACGCCAACAACUCAUGGCCCAACACGAUGCCUCCGUGCAUCAUGCCGAUAGCUUGAGUCGACAAGAAAUCAAGGUGGAAGGACUCAAGAUGCCCAAGUACUACGGAAAAUUUGACGAAAGCAUUAGCCUGUUUAUUCACCAAGUGACGACCUACUUCCAUGCGAAAAACAUCGACCCUACUUAA